AGCAAGACUCUGUCUCAAAAAAAAAAAGAAAAAAAAUCACUUCCUCCUAUUAACAGUUUCAGACUUGGCCCCACCUGGGGUGAAGGAGAGGUCAGGAAUUCUGAUGUCUGGACCAGACUUUGAGCACAGGCGGUGGCGUCAGGGGCUGGGGACUUGCUUUUGGUCUGGACCGGUCACUGCAGGAGGCUCCUUGCUUUGCCUCUGGCUUUUCCUCCAGGCAGAGCUGCCAGGGGCAUCACCAGCACCCUCUUCCCCACCCUUCCUGGGCUUACCAAGCCUCUUUUUCCUUUUCGGAACCCGGAGCCUGGGCUUUUCCUGAGACAGCCCCGAGGGGAGUCAGCUUCCAGGGCCUCUCCUGUGCCCUGUCCUCCCGGAAGCUUUUCCCCAGGUGGGUGUGGCCGCGCAAGCCUCCAGCCCUGUUCCUCAGAAGAGUGGGGACUACAGGAGCUACCUCAGGAUCCCUGUGACAAUCGGGUCCUGUGCUUGGCGCUAGAGAGCUGGAGAGCUCGCAGUCUGGGAGGGAGACACACUGUAAACAAGUAAUUAGGUUCCCUGGGAGGAGAGCAAGGAGGUGGGGUGAGAAAGCCUUGUAAACACAGGGGGCUGGGGAGGGCCCUGCCUGCAGUGGACUUUACCCCUCCUGAGGGCGAGGCGGCCGCUGUCCGCACCUGCCCACCACGGAGGGGCCUUUGGCAGCUGGGGGUGAGGCUGAGGCCCCAAAGACCAGGCCUAGCACAGACCCUCCCAGGCGUGUGUGAGCGCGAGAGACACUCACGGACUUGAAACUGCUCCUUGGAGGACAAAGCGUUACAUAGAACAGUGGCUGCUGGGGGCGCGGAGCGGGCAGUGAGCGUUGAGUGCGGACAGAGUUCCUGCUUGGGAUGAUGGAAAAUUUCUGGAGAUAGAUGGUGGUGAUGGUUGUACAACAAUGUGAAUGUACUUAACAUAUACCUAAAAAGGGUUAAAAUGGUACAUUUUAUGUUAUGUCUAUGUUAUCCCAAUUGAUCGAAAGUUUUUCUCAGAUGUUCCUUAGGUAAAAGCAGUCCCUGAUCAUUGCCCCUACCCUCAACCCAGGGCUUUUCAGACACUGUUAACAUUUUGGCUCGAACGAUUCUUUGUUGUGGGGGCUCUCUGUGUCUUGCAGGGUGUUUAGCAGCUUCCCUGGCCUCUACCCGCUAGAUGCCAGCGCCCCCCUCCAUGUGACAACCAAAAACGUCUCCACACACGUCACCAAAUGUCUCCCCUUGUUGACAGGGCCUCCUUAGCCUGCUUGGGUUGAGCUGCUCACAGGAGAGGCCUGAGGAGGGUGGUGGGCAACAGAGAAGCAGGAGUCAGGGUUGGGGGUCUUACCCCAACGGAAGGCCAAGGGCAGCAAACCCUGAGGGGCCCCUGAGGUGGCAGGCAGGGUGAGAAGACUCAGAAUGAGGCAUGCCGGUGGGCAUAGGCAGAUGGUGGGAUAGGCCCAGGCUUUACUCACAUCCAGCAUGGUACUGGCUUCACAACCCUGCAGCUGCCUGCCCCCCCUGCCAGCCCCCACCAAGGGAGGAGAAGUGAGAGUGCUCGCUGCAGCUAUUCCCACUCUGAAGCUGUCACCUGCAGCUGCAGCCGCUGUUGGUGCCCUCUAAGAUGGCCACCAGACGCUGCCCAGGUAAUGGGCAAAAAUGAGUAUCGUGGGGGGAAGGGGAGCACUGUGUCUCCUUUCCAACCACUGUCAAAAUAAAAGCAGACAAAAGUGGAUUGUUUAACAAUCACCUCCGAUGUGGCAGCAAAGCUGACCUCCUAAGACUGUGAGCAGGGUCUCACUUUUAACCUAGUCUUUGCCAUUAAUGAGUCAGUCGGGAAUGUUUGCCGAGCGCCCGUCAGGCCCCACGCCAUGCUCAGCCUAGCUGCAGCCAGCGAAGUCCCUGCCCUCCAGCAGUUGGCAGGUAAUGGUGACGGUGGACUGGAGAGGAGAGAAGGGGGCGGACGGGAGGGCACAGGGGGUCUAAAGGCCAGGCCUGGCGGGGAUAUCCUCUGCCGGGGUCCGGGCCGUGGUUCAUGCCCUUCUUACCUGAGAUGCCCCUUUUAGUGAGCACCCGGCUCCUCCCCAGAGGUUAGAGAGUGGCUUCAGGCCACUUGCCUGUGGACCUCGUGCCUUCUUCUUGGUGGAUUUGCUGGCCCAGUUCUCCUGGGCCCCAGAGAACCCCAUUGAAGGGCCACACUUAGCCCAGGGGUUCUGGAUGGGUGCGAUGGAUCGAGGGUUGACAAGGUCAGAAGUCGGCAGCCCCUCAAUCCCAGAGCUGUGGCUGACUGGGCUCACCCAGACCCAGAGAGGGCAGGCCGUGGGAGCUGGGUUGGCUGGGAAGGGAGGAGGGUGUGGACUGUCGGAUGGGGUCUGUGGGGAUUUCAGCCGCUGAGCUAACCCUGGGGCUGCAGCUGUGGGGCUCCUCCUCUGCACAGUGUGCCUGGCCCCCUCCCGCCUCUAGGCACCUCUGGAAGAAGGGGUGUCUGAUGCUGCUGCAGACCGGGGUCCUUGGGGCAGGGCCGGGGCAGGCGCUUACUCCAUGCGCGUGAGUGACUGGGUUGUCUGGCCCCUGGGGCUGUGCUGGUCUCAGAGCUGGCAGUCCUGGGUCUCUGUGCCAUGGAGCUGGCUGGCAGUCAACAGGAAGUGCGUCCCAGAGUGAGAGGAGGCCGGGUGGCCCGGGCAGGAAGUGAUAGUGGAGUUGCCUUGAGCAGCUUUGCGGGGCUCAGAGCCUGCCCCAACCUGAGGUGUCUGUGGGGCAGCGAAUGGCAGGAGGAAAGAAAGACACCACCCUGGUGGAAAGCAGCGACACGCCAAAGGACACUGCAGUGACCUCCAAGUCCCCAUCCACGGCCCAGGACUCAGGCCCCUCCGAACUGUUACCCAAUGGGGACUUGGAGAAGCGGAGUGAGCCCCAGCCGGAAGAGGGGAGCCCUGCUGGGGGGCAGAAGGGCGGGGCCCCAGCAGAGGGAGAGGGUGCAGCUGAGACCCCGCCUGAAGCCUCCAGAGCAGUGGAAAAUGGCUGCUGCACCCCCAAGGAGGGCCGAGGAGCCCCUGCAGAAGAGGGCAAAGAACAGAAGGAGACCAACAUUGAAUCCAUGAAAAUGGAGGGCUCCCGGGGCCGGCUGCGGGGUGGCUUGGGCUGGGAGUCCAGCCUCCGCCAGCGGCCCAUGCCGCGGCUCACCUUCCAGGCGGGGGACCCCUACUACAUCAGCAAGCGCAAGCGGGACGAGUGGCUGGCACGCUGGAAAAGGGAGGCUGAGAAGAAAGCCAAGGUAAUUGCAGUAAUGAAUGCUGUGGAAGAGAACCAGGGGUCUGGGGAGUCUCAGAAGGUGGAGGAGGCCAGCCCUCCCGCUGUGCAGCAGCCCACUGACCCCGCGUCCCCCACGGUGGCCACCACGCCUGAACCCGUGGGGGCUGAUGCCGGCGACAAGAAUGCCACCAAAGCAGCCGAUGACGAACCGGAGUACGAGGACGGCCGGGGCUUUGGCAUUGGGGAGCUGGUGUGGGGGAAACUGCGGGGCUUCUCCUGGUGGCCAGGCCGCAUUGUGUCUUGGUGGAUGACGGGCCGGAGCCGAGCAGCUGAAGGCACCCGCUGGGUCAUGUGGUUCGGAGACGGCAAGUUCUCAGUGGUGUGUGUGGAGAAGCUGAUGCCACUGAGCUCGUUUUGCAGCGCGUUCCACCAGGCCACCUACAACAAGCAGCCCAUGUACCGCAAAGCCAUCUACGAAGUCCUGCAGGUGGCCAGCAGCCGCUCCGGGAAGCUGUUCCCAGCGUGCCAUGACAGCGACGAGAGUGACACUGCCAAGGCCGUGGAGGUGCAGAACAAGCAAAUGAUUGAAUGGGCCCUUGGGGGGUUCCAGCCCUCCGGCCCCAAGGGCCUGGAGCCACCAGAAGAGGAAAAGAAUCCCUACAAAGAAGUUUACACAGACAUGUGGGUUGAACCUGAGGCAGCUGCCUAUGCACCACCCCCACCAGCCAAAAAGCCCCGAAAGAGCACAACAGAGAAGCCCAAGGUCAAGGAGAUUAUCGAUGAACGCACAAGAGAGCGGCUGGUGUACGAGGUGCGGCAGAAGUGCCGGAAUAUUGAAGAUAUUUGCAUUUCUUGUGGGAGCCUCAACGUCACCCUGGAACACCCUCUCUUCAUUGGAGGAAUGUGCCAAAACUGCAAGAACUGCUUCCUGGAGUGUGCAUACCAGUAUGAUGACGAUGGCUAUCAGUCCUACUGCACCAUCUGCUGUGGGGGGCGUGAGGUGCUCAUGUGCGGGAACAACAACUGCUGCAGGUGCUUUUGCGUGGAGUGUGUGGACCUCUUGGUGGGGCCGGGGGCUGCCCAGGCGGCCAUUAAGGAAGACCCCUGGAAUUGCUACAUGUGUGGGCACAAGGGUACCUAUGGGCUGCUGCGGCGGCGGGACGACUGGCCCUCUAGGCUCCAGAUGUUCUUCGCCAAUAACCACGACCAGGAAUUUGACCCUCCGAAGGUUUAUCCACCUGUCCCAGCCGAGAAGAGGAAGCCUAUCCGGGUGCUGUCUCUCUUUGACGGAAUUGCUACAGGGCUCCUGGUGCUGAAGGACCUGGGCAUCCAGGUGGACCGCUACAUCGCCUCGGAGGUGUGCGAGGACUCCAUCACGGUGGGCAUGGUGCGGCACCAGGGGAAGAUCAUGUACGUCGGGGACGUCCGCAGCGUCACACAGAAGCAUAUCCAGGAGUGGGGCCCAUUCGAUCUGGUGAUUGGGGGCAGUCCCUGCAACGAUCUCUCCAUCGUCAACCCUGCCCGCAAGGGACUCUACGAGGGCACUGGCCGGCUCUUCUUUGAGUUCUACCGCCUCCUGCAUGAUGCGCGGCCCAAGGAGGGAGAUGAUCGCCCCUUCUUCUGGCUCUUUGAGAAUGUGGUGGCCAUGGGCGUUAGUGACAAGAGGGACAUCUCGCGAUUUCUCGAGUCCAACCCUGUGAUGAUUGAUGCCAAAGAAGUGUCAGCUGCACACAGGGCCCGCUACUUUUGGGGUAACCUUCCCGGUAUGAACAGGCCAUUGGCGUCCACUGUGAAUGAUAAGCUGGAGCUGCAGGAGUGUCUGGAGCACGGCAGGAUAGCCAAGUUCAGCAAAGUAAGGACCAUUACUACUAGGUCGAACUCCAUAAAGCAGGGCAAAGACCAGCAUUUUCCCGUCUUCAUGAACGAGAAAGAGGACAUCUUAUGGUGCACUGAAAUGGAAAGGGUGUUUGGCUUCCCCGUCCACUAUACCGACGUCUCCAACAUGAGCCGCUUGGCCAGGCAGAGACUUCUGGGCCGGUCGUGGAGCGUGCCAGUCAUCCGCCACCUCUUCGCUCCGCUGAAGGAAUAUUUUGCUUGUGUGUAAGGGACAUGGGGGCAAACUGAGGUAGUGACACAAAGUUAAACAAAAAAAAAACACAAAACAUAAUAAAACACCAAGAACGUGAGGAUGGAGAGAAGUAUCAGCACCCAGAAGAGAAAAAGAAAUUUAAAACAAAAACCACAGAGGCGGAAAUACCGGAGGGUCAUGCCUUGCGAAAAGGGUUGGACAUCAUCUCCUGAUUUUUCAAUGUUAAUCUUCAGUCCUAUUUAAAAACAAAACCAAGCCCCUCCCCCCCCUUUUAUUUGGUCAGACCUUUUGUUUUCUACUCUUUUCAGAGGGGUUUUCUGUUUGUUUGGGUUUUUGUUUCUUGCUGUGACUGAAACAAGAGGGUUAUUGCAGCAAAAAUCAGUAAAAAAAAA
Microcebus murinus (gray mouse lemur) is the source of this 5735-nucleotide messenger RNA. It is a transcript of the gene DNMT3A, whose product is annotated as DNA methyltransferase 3 alpha. The record is from RefSeq and is a predicted model, not a curated record. Gene Ontology annotation, cellular component: nucleus; cytoplasm. Gene Ontology annotation, molecular function: DNA (cytosine-5-)-methyltransferase activity. NCBI's taxonomy places the organism in Eukaryota, Metazoa, Chordata, Mammalia, Primates, Cheirogaleidae. Gene Ontology annotation, biological process: negative regulation of DNA-templated transcription.